GAGGAGGGAGGCAGAGAGCUGGAACUGCGGAGCAGCGCGUUCCGUGUUUGCCUCCUCAGUCCCGGGAAGUCCCGGUCUGUCACCCAAACAACACCCCGGAGCUAAUAAGCCUUCAUGUCAACCCCGUAGACAAGGACAAGAAUGUAAACCAACGUCAUUUCUUUCAAAAUAUUCACCAUUUUCAACGCUCGUGGUAUUUUUUUUCAUCGCUUUCGCGUCCCCGUUGGUCCGAGGACUGGUCUCCAGCGUGCGACAACAGGAGGAGAACUCACGUAAGAGGACCGUCGGGGCGUGAGGAGAACGACCCCCGGGAGAUGAAGCGGGCUGACGGCGGUGACAGCAGUCCAGGUAACAGCACCAGGAGUGGGAAGAAGGAGGAGAAGCGCCGCCGCCGCCGCCGCCGCCGCUGCUGCUGCAGCUCCACAGCCGCUGCCAGGCUCCACACUCCGGGAAUCAUGGGUAAAAGACAAGUGAAGGUAAAGAGCCUGAGCUCCUUGCUGCAGUAUUGAUGACCCAAUGAUCCCUGCAGAACAGAGCCAGUCUACCAGACAAAGUCCCUCAAAGGUCUUGACUGAAAUCAAGAAGAAGAGAAGAGGCUUAGGUCACUCUCAGACCUGAGGCUCGAGUGGCCUGCACUGGGACAAAAGACAAUCAGUUUCUUUGGUGAAGUGGAAGACCUGUAGCAGAGCUGUACUCAGGACCAGGGAGUCUAGGCUCCAGAAUGGGUCCAAGGAUCAAACUUUUGAUCUGGCAUUGGUGACCGCCAGUUGCUCCCUGCCUUCGACCAGGGUUACCGGUGUUAACAUACUCAGCAGACGAGGGACAAGAACGUGUCAUCGGUGGAUGCCGCUAGGAGACAUACUCUUGCCAACUGCUUUUUAAACAUGCAAAUGCACAUUGAUCCGGAUCUUCGUGCGCAUAUUGUUCCACACAAACAUAUGGAUAAAUGUGAACCAAAAGAUAUAAAUGCAAACACCUGCUCUGUUGAACAUUCCGGAAAACGUCCAUCCGAGGUCAUAUGCACUUCACCCCUGUCCCUAGCACUUGGCAAUCAUCCUGCCACAAGCAACCAGAUGGCAGUUCCUGUGGUUAGUGGGGGUUUUGACUUUUGCCCAGUUUCAAACACUGAUGUGGGCUCCUCUCCCCUUCCUGUCGAGGUGGAGAAAAAAUAUGCACUUCGCAGCUCCGGUCGACCCCGCUUUCCGUGUCACUUGCGUAAAUCUUCCCGUCUUCGUAGAAGCCCUGACGAAGGGGAGAAGAGAGCGGAACGGGAGAAAGACAGGGCAGCAGAGGAGACAUCAGAAAACAAGAACGGUGCGGUGAAAGAUGAAGAGUUGCCGGCAGACGAAAAGCUUAAAACUGUUGAGGCAGCUCUUCCAUCCACUCCCUGCCCACCAGACAUCACAGCCCUACCUGUACCAAAGCAUGUUCCCAAGACUGUUCCUAAGCCUGGGCCUAGACUUGGUCACAAACCUGGACCCAAGUCUAAAUCAAGACCUGGACCAAAACCUGUGCAUAAACCUGGACCCAAGAGUGUGAUGAAACGGCGGCAAGCAGCUCAGUCCCAGCGGGCUGCCGCUCAACUCCCUUUACCGAACACAUGCACCAUCACUGCACCACAGCUAGCUGUGAAAAACGUUGAGCCUGCGGGAGGUGUGCUUUCCCCUAAUGGUCGGAGACGAGGGCAUUUUGUGGGAGUGAGGAGAUUUGUGGUUAAGGUUGCCCGAAUUCCCGUCAGUCUUAGCCGCCGCCAAAAGAGCUACAAAAUCUCCAAUAUGGAGACGGUGACCACCACUGAAAAAAGCAACGAUGGGAGCCUGGAUUGCCCAGAAGCUGUCCGGGAACCGACAGCACUGCUCCGAAUGAAGAACAACGGGAAGAGUGUGAUGGUUAUGUUCCCACCUGGAGAAUUACCUGUCAUUCUUAAACGUAGACGAGGCAGACCACCGAAACAGGCGCCACCAGGAAUACCAGGAGAAGCUCCUAAUUCUGGGAAUGCCACCGGAAACCAAGACCAGCAAAAGAAGCCCCGCCGGCGGCGACGGACUAAACUUCCCUGUCCAUAUCCAUCAUAUGUAAAUGACACAAAUGAUGUGAAGACAGAGUAUGGUGAUGUUUUGUCAAAACUGGCCUUUUUGAAUCGGCAGCCACCAACCACGGGCCGUAGUUCUCCACCUCGUUGUUGGACGCCGACUGAGCCUGAGAGCUUUCACACUCCAAUGGAAAACCCUGGAAUCUCCACCAUGUUGCACAGACUCACUGGGUUUAGACGGCCACGUGGUGGCAGGGGUGGGGGUGUAGGAAGAGGAGGAGGGGCAUCUGGGGGAACAGGGAUUGGCGAGCGAACGAAAAGCACUUUUAGUGAUUUUUUUGAAUCCAUUGGCAAAAAGCGGAAACUGAGUCACCUGACUGAUCAUGGGUUACCCAGGAAACGGGGAAAGGCUUCUGGUGGGGGUGGUGUUGGUCGAGGAGGGGGCGUUGUCGGAACUGAGCCUGGUGGCGAAAAGAUCGUUCGCAAAAGACGUGCAAGAAAAAAUGGUGCUUUCAAAGGGGUGGGGUUACAUAUGGCGGAAGAUUGGCCUAAUGGAACGGCAGACUGGGGGGAAGAUGGUGGCUUUGACAAAGAGAAGGCUUUAAUGGGAUAUCAAAUGUGUGGCUCUCCAAGAGGAGGCUUUUCUUCUUGUGAGUUUGGACAUAGAGGCACUUUCGGCACUUCAGGGGGGUCUCUGCCUGCUGGAGAAGACUCUCAUGGACUUUUUGCUGGAUAUUUCAGAUCCCUCCUGGACUCUGAUGACUCAUCUGACUUGUUGGAUAUGUCCGCUUCUCAAGCAACCCCUCGCAAAUGUCAAUCCACAACUGGCUUUGAGCCCUCAAGCCCUGCUCCUGGUAACAGCUGGUCCCCCGGAUUCUCUAAGUGGGGAAACAAGGGGCCAAAUUCUGAUGGGUCAGCUUCAGCACAAGGCUCUUCUACCAGACCUUCAUUUAACUAUUGUAGCCUUUCACAAACAUCACCAACCACCUUUUCCAAAUCCACCCCACCUGCUCUUUCGCACUCCCCCAGCUCGCCACAUCCCACAUCCUAUGGUCAGUACUCAUCAAACUACGCUUCUAAUGCUGGUGCAGUACAGCAGAGGUCCUCAGACUGCAGAGCUGCCUAUGGGUCAGGACACAAUAGCAGCAAGACCACAGCACUUGGACACCUGGGUUACUCCAGCUAUACAGCAGCUGCAAAGCGGGGGUUUAGUGGCUAUGGACCUAACAUGCUGCGUGGGGAACAACUUGGGCCUGGAUCCCCAGGAGGAGGGUACAUGUCUUUGACUAAAGGUCAUAACUUAAGCUCCACCGCCUCUCCUGAUGGUUAUAAGCAGUACAACUCAAACCACUGGAACUACAGACAAGGAUAUGGUGGUUGUUCCGUCGACAUUUUUGGGUCCCAGUAUCAUGGCUACAGUGAGUAUGGCUCGAACGAGUCCAAGGACAUCCUGGACAUCUCAAACUACACUCCCCAGAAGGCAAAGCGUCAACCUUUUCCAGAGAGUCUGUCAGAAUCUUCGUCUGACUCGUCGCAUCUUGGCUCUGCAGCUGCCAGUACUUGUCCUGUUCCCAUAGGAGGAACUUUCAAACCUAAUGAGGAUUCUUCAAUAAGUGGGGAGGGUGGUCAGUCCAGUCUUUCCAGCUUGGAGAAACUGAUGAUUGACUGGCACGAGAGUGCUUCUGCUCCCUCUUAUAACUGGAGCCAAAAUGUUCUUUUCCAAAGCAGUGGAACGAGUAAGCCUGGGCGCGGACGCAGAAAACGGACCGAACAGUCAGAGAAAGAAGGCGGCGCGGCGUUGCAUUGCGAAUCCCCAUCCAGUCCCUCACCAACACGUGGACCACGUCGUGGAGGUCGAGGCAGAGGGUCUCGAGGAGGUAGAGGGGGGUUAUCUGCUUGUCAAAGAGAGCGCCCAUCAGGGGCCAGAGGCCGAUGCAAGGCUGUUUCAUCUCCAGGAAUGAGUGCAGGUAUUCUGGAAGGUCCUGGAAUAUUUCAGGAGGGUCUGGAUUAUUACAGUGGUGAUAGUAGUAGCCUCUCCCCUUUGGCUAGUUCUAAUCCAGCACCUCCUUCCAGCUACCCCCAGGAACCUUGUGAAUACCCUUCCCCUUACUCUGCCCACCCCUCCACACCUUCAUCUGAGGAGCGAUAUCCAUCUUUAUACCCGGGAGAAUCCUCCUCCUCCCUCUCACCCAGUGUCUCAUCUCCCCCUUAUCCGCCUAAGCCAACCCCGCCUCCACCGCAGUCGUACCACCCUGUUCCUUCAAGGAACUUUUCCCCGUCUUGCUCUCCUUCUCCUCGUGUAACACCCCACUGUGGAACAGCAAUGAGUCCGUCACACCGCCCCCCUCCAAAAGACCCUCAAUUCCCUCAAUAUGACUCCCCCAGUUACUGCAGCUCCCCCUACUGGUAUGGACAAAUGUCGCACAGUGGCAGCCCCAGCCCACACUCAAAUACAGCCAUGCAAACGCACAACAAUCCACACACAAGUCCUCUAGGAAAUGUAAAUUUGCUAUUGAGCCCCAAUGCAAACACACAAACCCUUUCAAACCAGCAUGACACACACCACAAUACACAACUCCAUGCUAACCUAAGCUCACAUUCCAAACCCUACGCCAGCCCACACUUGCAGAACAAUACCCUUUCAAAUGCUCACAACAAUAACCACCACAAUGAACACAGUAACACCCCACUACCGUCCCAGUCCACACUCAGUCCAAACCUCCACUCUCGAUCGACACCCACACUCUAUGAAGAGCGGGGCUCCCCUUCAACUAUGGCCACGCAUCGACAGGAUCUGACUCCGCAGCGGCAGGGCACGAUGCCACACUCACCCUACUCAAAGAGUCCUCUUGAGUCCCAUCAGCCGGAUACUAGCAGCUACUCUCUGUCUCAAGCAUCUUGUCAAGCCAUGGGGCAUCGCUAUCCCUCACAUGCAGUCCAGGGUAGCGGGGUGCUUUGCCAACUUCUGGACCCAGCAAACGAUGACAGCUUCAGCGUCACCAGCCUGUAACAGCAGAUGCAUUCGAAUCCAAGCUUUUACAAAUUUGCUACCUUUUUUUCAUUUUUGUAAAGGAAACUUUCUUGUGAGAGACUCUGUGAAAACGAAGGGCGAGAAUUUAGCUGCCAAUUUUGGACAUGAACGCUUUAAUUCUCCAGCAUUGACAAUCAAGAUCAACGCAAGCAUGCACACGCAAACCGCUCAAUCUCGCACGCAUGUGAAGACGACCCGCAGCACUUCACCCCAGGUGAACAAGGACAGGCCCCCAGCAGCUGAUGGAUGCCUGCUUAUUUUCCUCGUCUUGAUUUAUGGAGCACUCCAUUUCCCAGAAUUCCUUGUCUGCCCGAUCUUUCCGUGCUGAAUGUCUGCAGCGUCAACAGAACAAGAUUACAUUGCUUUCCCACGACUUCUGUUCUUUCUCAACUCUCUCUUCUCUGCUCGGGCAGCGACUGUCUCUUGCACUUGCCUCACUGAUCCUUGAUUUGUGUUGUUGCCAUCACCUGAUCUGUUCUAAUCUCAUCGUGUCCUUCUCUGUGAGCUGCCUGUGUUGUGUCCGAUCAAAGAUCUGCUCUUGAAAAACCAGCAUCUGUACAUACGACUCCAGCUCUAAAGCAAGGCUCCCCUCUUCCCUCCGAAGGUUUGUCAGCAACAUGUUUCCUCAUCAAGGUUUCUGAGAGGGGGCGGAGUCGCAGCAGCAUGGAGGCCCUACAUCCUGUGUUUGGCUGUUUUAUCUUCUCGGGAAAGAGACAGUGAAAUCACACCCCAAAGAGACGGUUUCCUGUGUGCAAAAAGAGGACGACCAGCUUGUGCGACUGCAUGUACUUGUGUGGAUGUGUGUGUGUGUGUGUGUGUAUAUGUGCGUGCCUGCAGACGUGAAGCCCCACCCCCUCGGACUCAAAAGUCUUGGCUUCAUUCUCUCUUUCCCUUUUUCUGUGGUCUUGUGUUGUUUUGUGGUUUUGUGAUAUAAGAAAUUGUAUAUCUGUCUGUUACAUAUCAUGUAUGUAUCUGAGGUGCAAAAUAUUUAAAUACACAUUCUGUUCUU
Messenger RNA from Synchiropus splendidus (mandarinfish), 6072 nucleotides. It is a transcript of the gene ahdc1, whose product is annotated as AT hook, DNA binding motif, containing 1. Lineage: Eukaryota; Metazoa; Chordata; Actinopteri; Syngnathiformes; Callionymidae. The transcript is spliced from 6 exons. Bases 885 to 5042 code for a protein of 1385 amino acids. The record is from RefSeq and is a predicted model, not a curated record.